This is a messenger RNA of Lymnaea stagnalis (great pond snail), 4239 nucleotides long. The record is from the annotation of a GenBank genome assembly. Lineage: Eukaryota; Metazoa; Mollusca; Gastropoda; Lymnaeidae.
CGCUGUGUUUAUUUCCGGUACUUUCAUUCAGAAGAGUAUCUCUUAUCGAGAUUGGUAGUUUAUUAGCUGUUAAUGAAAAUUCUAAAAUCAAAGGCGAGCAAGGGUGUAAAGUAGUCAAGUAAUGUCGAGACAAGCCAAUAGAGCUGGAGACCCAAGGAAAGUGGUUGGUUUUUUAAAAGUCUUACUAAAUUAAUCAUAUACGCCUAUUGACUUCAAUAAUAAUUCAAUUGUCAAUAUUAUUAUGAAUAUAUAAUAUAAUAUAUGCCACACCCCCUCCCCUCUCGGUCAUCGGUGUACCCGGCCCGAAAACUGGGCUCGGCUCGGUACUCAUUCAUGGACUGAAGAAGGCGAUGCAGUUAUGGACUGAUGAAGUGGGGGCUAGAAGUGGGCUAAUUUAGAGAGCUACCACCCUAACCUCAUUUGCAUGUUGUGUCCCUGGUUCCAAUAGGGUCAAAACGCUGGUUCCGCCAAUAGGGUCAAAACCUAGGUUAGAGAUACAGAUAAGUAUAGGGUUCAUGUUAGGUUUAGGGAUGGAUUUAGGGUUCAGGUUAGGUUUAGGGAUACAUGCAGGACAUAAGUUUGCGGGUCGCUGCAAUCAAGAUGGCGGCCGUGGUGCUAUCUCUCAAAAUUUACCAAGAAGUGUGUAGGCCCUACUAAAAUCAUAAUUCAUAUCAUACCAAAUAAAUCUGUAUGCAACGUUUUCCAAAGUCUAAGACUGUGAUUAUGUGUGAAUCUUUUCUUUCACUCAUUAUGAUUAAUAUUAAUCAAAUCCCAAAUUCGUUAAAAGGCUUAAAAGUUUAAAAGGAUAGGAGUUUUCAGUUUAGGCACUUUGUUAUCACCCAGAAACUCCUGAAAAUCAGGUAUUUGAAUUUCGUUGUCAAAAUGGCGACCUCCACGGUUUAAUUUACAAUUAACAAAGGUAUCUUGGUUCACCUUUCUAUAGUUGAUUUUUUAAAAUUUUUAGCAUAAAAAUAAAUUCAACAUCCGCCAAUUACUUAAACUUGAAGUCGACAUCUUGCUUGUUCUAUUGAGAAUUCAUUUUUGUUUUCGUGGUUAUAGUUUAAGCGUUGAAAAUUGAAGUUGAAAAUAGGUAAACUUCACUUUUCUUUUAAAAAGCGCAAAUUUUAUUUUUAAAAAGUACUUAGUUUUGAAUAUAUUUUUUUUCUCUAAUGUACUAUUUAGACAUUUUAAUGUUGAUUAUUUUCAUUCAAUAUUUAAGUUUGUACAAUAAAUACAUUAUUUUAAAUGCAACACAAGUGAUGGGAGUUAUUGAAUGCUUUCAAUUUUUACAUAUUUCAGAAUGGAGAGUUAUUUACAUUGACCUAUGGAGCACUUGUAGCGCAACUAAUUAAAGAUUAUGAAAAUGAUGAGCAAGUCAAUAAACAGUUGGAUAAAAUGUAACAUAUUUUAAAAGUUCUUUGGAUUUUUUAUAAUAAUCUUUUACAAUGAUAGCAAAUUAUGAUUUUUAAAGUGUGUCCUAUUUUCACAUCUUUUCCUCGCAUUGCUAUUAUAAUCAAAGGUUUUUCAUCUAGUAAAAUUUUCAACUUUGCAAGAUGGAUUCACAUUAUGUUUUAGUUAUUCAUUUUAUUGCCAGGGGCUAUAAUAUGGGAGUGCGCUUGAUAGAGGACUUUCUUGCUAGAGCCAACACUGGAAGGUGUAAUGAUUUUAGAGAAACAGCUGAUGUUAUAGCCAAGGCAAGCUGUCUUUUCCUAACAUGUAUCAAAACCAAUAUCAAAAUAUACUAAUUUUUAAAGUUUAAUGAUGAACUCCAUUCACAAAAAAAUUUAGUUUUAAUUUACAAAUGGAGAAUUAAUAGUUAUUACAUAAAUACCAGACACAGCAAUAAUAAAAAAAAUUAUUGUACUUUUGAUUGCUCUAUUUAAACAGAAAAUACCUUUAAAUGUAGUAAAAACUAACAACUGUAGAUGCUGAACAUUAAUUAAUUUUAUUUAUUUCAAGCACAGGUAGCAUUCAAAAUGUACCUUGGUCUAACUCCAGUUGUAAGUAACUGGAGUGCUGCUGGGGAUGAGUUCUCCCUUUUGUUGGAGUCAAACCCACUGACUGACUUUGUGGAACUUCCUCCUGGUCAUGCCAACCUAAAUUACUCCAACCUAAUGUGUGGUGCCUUGAGGGGUGCUCUGGAAAUGGUAUGAACAUAUUUAUUAAUAUGUUAAACUUUUUAUCUAAGAGCAUCUGUGUUUUUUAAACAUGUAUGAAAGUUUAGGGUAAACAGUUAGCAUCUUUAAAGGUAAAUUGAUAAUUUUGAUUUCUAAUUAACUAAUGAGUCACACUGGCUAUUUCUGGCGAUCAGUUGAAAGAGUAAUUUUAAAAAAAAAUAUAUUAUUAAAAGCAGAUAUCUUGUACCUGUUGUUGAUAUUUGUUUUUAGUUUAAAAAAUGUCUAUUUCUUUCUAGGUUCAGAUGAAUGAUGAUCUUGUACAUUUAGUACUAGUAGAUAUUUAAAAAAAAAUAAUAAUGGAUUUUAUUCCAGGUUCAGAUGGAUGUUGAUCUUGUAUCUGUAGUAGAUAUUUGUUUCUAAUAAAAAUGUAUUUUAUUCCAGGUUCAGAUGGAUAUUGAUCUUGUAAAUGUAGUAGAUAUUUGUUUUUAAUAAAAAUGUUUAUUUUUUUCUAGGCUCACAUGGAUCUUGUACUUAUAGUAGAUAUUUGUUCAAAUAAAAAUGUCUCUUUGUUUCUAGGUUCAGAUGGAUGUUGAUGUCAAGUUUAUACAGGAUACACUUAAAGGAGACAAUAUCACAGAAAUCAGAUUGAGGUUUAUCAAACGUCUAGAAGAUGCUGUUCCUGUAGGGGAAGAUUAACAAGAGAAAUUAUUUAAUAUUUACUGAGCAAGGUAUGAAAUUACUAAGUAGUGGUGAGACUGAGUGACAGAAAUGUUAAUGGGAUAUAUGGGAUGUCUGGGUUUGAUUUGAAAGUAAGAACUAGUUAUGUACUUUGCUUCGUAUUUGAUAGUUUAUCAUUUCAUAAUUUUGAAAACAUUUUGUUUAGUUUGAUUGUUCCUUAUUAAAAAAAACCAAAUGUUGUAUAAAUUGCAAAGGUUAAUAAUUAUUUAUACAUACAUUUGCUCUAUCUGUUGUUCCUCAAUGCUAUUAGCUUUAUGAAAAUUGAUGCAUUUGUUAAGUUCUACUUUAAAUAAGGUUGAGGGUUUUAUAAGUAGUUAGCUCUUCAAUGGGUUGUUAUGCUCUAAUUGUUUGUAGUGGGAAAAAUUUAAAUGAGUCAAAAUGAAAUUGAACUUGAUUUCAGUAAUUUUAGUGCCUGUAUGUAUUUUGUUAACUUUUUAAUGAUUGCUCUGAGAUGAACAACAUUUGCAAACAUGUUUCAAAUUUUUUAUUUUAUUCUUGGAUUGAUUUACCAUUUUCUUAGAUGAUAAAUUUGGUUUUGCAAGAAUUGGAAGCAUGGUUGAAAAAUUCUUAAAUGUCGUUUGGUACAACAUAUUGCUCUGAUUUUAAUAGCAUUGUUAGGGGCUGCUGUGGUGGAUGGUUUCUCAUUACAAUCCAUUUAAUAAUUGGCUGUGAAAAUGUUGAAAUAUCCACAUUUUAUUGGGCCCUUUUACUUUUAUAUGUUUUGUGUUCAUUUGAUUUUAAAAUUAGAGCAUAUUAUAGAGAUGGGACCAGACAUGCUUGAUUGGGGCUGUUAGUAAGUCAUGAGUUUGAAUGUUCUUUUAUUUCUUAUUUAAUUAUGAUUUAUUUUUUUUUAGAUGAAUUGAUGUAAUAAAAUUUCAUUAAAAUGAUGCACAGUGUUUUCAACUCUCAUUUAUCAUUCAUGUUUUUGGUUUGAUUUUAUUUAAUUCAAGUAAAGUUGUGUUUUUUAAAAUGUAUUUUUCUUCUCCUCAAUUUUUAUGAAAUAAUUAUUUGUAUUGUAAUGUCUUAUGUCUUAAAAAGGCAGUUGUGUGUGCAGGCUAGUCCCUUGGGGUUAUACAAGCUAGUUGUUUGAAGUCAUGCAGGCUAGUUCCAUUAAACAAAUUAUUCCCUUCAGUCUCUUUUAUGAUUGAUCCUGCAGCAUAUGAGGGUAAUCUUAUCUAUCCAAAAGCAAACCUGUACACUUGCUGGUUGUACAGAGUUAGUAUUUAUCAAAGAAACUGUGCCACAAGCAGUUUGUACACUUGCCUGUUGAGAAGAGUUAUUAUUAUUAUCAACGAGAACAGUGCCACUAACAGUAUGUUAUUUAUAAUAUUUUGUUGUUGACACAGUUCAGAAGUUUGAAUAAAUGUGAAAUCUAUGUCCAAAG